This is a messenger RNA of Brachypodium distachyon (stiff brome), 3636 nucleotides long. RefSeq names its product L-arabinokinase. Bases 251 to 3208 code for a protein of 985 amino acids. The transcript is spliced from 28 exons. Gene Ontology annotation, molecular function: ATP binding. The record is from RefSeq and is a predicted model, not a curated record. NCBI's taxonomy places the organism in Eukaryota, Viridiplantae, Streptophyta, Magnoliopsida, Poales, Poaceae.
CAUUGAAACCGGGCGGAUAGAACCAAACGUCCACGCCCCGCUCUCUCCGUCUUCUUCACCCCGUCCCGAUGAGCGAGACCCACGCCCGCCGACUUAUAAGAAAGGCCCCGAUCAGGAUCAGCCGACUCAUCAGUCCCAGCGCAAAACAAACAAAAAAAAGCAGCCCCGCAGGAAGCGGGGGAGGGUUUUGGGGGCGGAGCAGAGGUCAAUCGCGCGUACCUGCGGCUAGCUGCGCGCAACGCGGAGGAGGAUGAGUGCUCCGGGAGGCGGCGAUGAGGCGGCGGCGCCGCCGCACCUUGUCUUCGCCUACUACAUCACCGGCCACGGCUUCGGCCACGCCACCCGCGCCCUCGAGGUGGUGAGGCACCUGAUCGGGGCCGGCCACGACGUGCACGUGGUCACGGCCGCGCCGGAGUUCGUCUUCACCACCGAGAUCGACUCCCCCAGGCUCCACCUCCGCAGGGUCCUGCUCGACUGCGGCGCCGUCCAGGCCGACGCGCUCACCGUCGACCGCCUCGCCUCCCUCGAGAAGUACCAUCAGACGGCCGUGGUGCCCCGCGAGGCGAUCCUCAGGACUGAAGUGGACUGGCUCAACUCCAUCAAGGCCGACCUAGUGGUUUCGGAUGUAGUCCCUGUGGCGUGUAGGGCGGCUGCAGAUGCUGGCAUUCGCUCCGUGUGCGUCACCAAUUUCAGUUGGGACUUCAUUUAUGCAGAGUAUGUUGUAGCAGCUGGACAUCAUCAUCGCUCAAUUGUGUGGCAGAUAGCAGAGGAUUACUCACACUGUGAAUUCUUACUGCGACUUCCUGGAUACUGCCCUAUGCCUGCUUUCCGUGAUGUCAUUGAUGUGCCUCUUGUGGUGAGAAGAUUGCACAAAUCUAGAUCCGAGGUGCGAAAGGAACUAGGAAUUGCGGAUGAUGUUAAGGUGGUCAUUUUUAACUUUGGAGGACAGCCAGCAGGAUGGAAACUGAAGAGAGAGUGGUUGCCUGAUGGUUGGCUUUGUUUGGUCUGUGGUGCAUCUGAUACUCAAGAGCUUCCUCCAAAUUACAUUAAGCUUGCAAAGGAUGCCUACACACCAGAUUUAAUGGCAGCAUCUGACUGCAUGCUUGGAAAAAUUGGAUAUGGUACCGUGAGCGAGGCUUUGGCAUACAAGCUUCCGUUCGUAUUUGUUCGUAGAGAUUAUUUCAAUGAAGAGCCUUUUUUGCGGAAUAUGCUUGAGCAUUAUCAGUGUGGCAUUGAGAUGAUACGGAGGGAUUUACUUACUGGACACUGGAAACCUUAUCUGCAACGUGCUUUAACACUUCAGCCCCGCUAUGAUGGUCCAAUAAAUGGUGGUGAGGUGGCUGCACAUAUCCUCCAGGAUACUGCUGUUGGGAAGAAGUAUAUUUCCGGUAAGUUGAGCGGGGCAAGACGAUUACGUGAUGCCAUAGUGCUUGGAUAUCAACUACAAAGGGCUCCAGGGCGAGAUGUAGGAAUUCCUGAUUGGUAUUCUCUCUCUGAGAAAGAAAUCGGUGUUCGCCCAGCACCCACACCUCAUAAGAUUAAUGGAAGUGCAGAAUCAUCUUUUGAGGACUUCGAGAUACUCCAUGGGGAUAUGCAAGGAUUAACUGAUACGAUGGCUUUCUUGACGAGUUUAUCCGGACUUGUUGGAAGUGAUCCAAGGAGUCCCGAGAAGCAAUCCCGAGAGAGGACUGCUGCUUCUGUGCUCUUUGACUUGGAGGAAGAAAUAUAUGUUGCAAGAGCACCUGGACGAUUAGAUGUCAUGGGUGGUAUUGCAGAUUAUUCAGGAAGUCUUGUAUUGCAGAUGCCCAUCCGAGAGGCCUGUCAUGUUGCUAUUCAGAGAAGCAAUCCUAUCAAGCAGAAGCUAUGGAAGCAUACUGAGUCUAGACAGCUAGCAAAUGGAGCAGUGCCAGUGUUACAAAUUGUAUCAUUUGGCUCUGAAUUGAGUAAUCGUGCACCGACCUUUGAUAUGGACCUGUCUGAUUUUAUGGAUGGUGAAAAACCAAUAUCCUAUGAUAGGGCCAAAGAAUAUUUCUCACAGGACCCAUCCCAGAAAUGGGCUGCCUAUGUUGCUGGAACAGUUCUUGUGCUGAUGACUGAACUAGGUGUGCAGUUCACAGACAGCAUGAGCAUUCUGGUUUCUUCGUCUGUUCCUGAAGGCAAAGGUGUCUCUUCUUCUGCAUCAGUGGAGGUUGCUACCAUGUCUGCUAUUGCUGCUGUCUAUGGCUUAAACAUUGCUCCAAGGGAUCUUGCUAUACUCUGUCAAAAGGUUGAGAAUCACAUCGUUGGAGCUCCUUGUGGGGUAAUGGACCAAAUGACAUCUGCUUGCGGAGAAGCUAACAAACUUCUUGCAAUGGUUUGCCAGCCUGCAGAAGUGAAAGAAUUGGUUAGCAUUCCAACUCAUAUACGGUUUUGGGGUCUUGACUCUGGGAUAAGACAUAGUGUUGGUGGCACUGAUUAUGGAUCUGUGAGGGUAGGCACCUAUAUGGGGCGCAAAAUGAUUAAGUGUGCUGCAUCAGACCUACUUCUGCAAUCGUUCCCAUCUACUCCUAUGCAAUUGGGCGACACAAACUCUGACGGAUAUGAAGAGCAUGGUGUGGAUCUUCUGAAAUCCGAAGCUUCACUGGAGUAUUUAUGCAACUUACCACCUCAUAGAUACGAAGCUGCCUAUGCAAGAGAUAUUCCUGAGAUAAUUACCGGGGGUGCAUUUUUGGAGAAAUACGGAGAUCAUAAUGAUGCAGUAACAGUUGUUGAUGCAAAAAGAUCUUACAGUGUGAAGGCUCCUACUAGACAUCCCAUAUACGAGAACUUCCGUGUUGAGGCCUUCAAAGCACUGUUAACAGCAGCCAAAACAGACGAGCAACUUUCAGCUCUUGGAGAGCUUAUGUAUCAGUGUCACUACAGCUACAAUGCUUGCGGGCUUGGUUCUGAUGGGACCGAUAGGCUAGUUAACCUAGUACAAGAAAUUCAGCACAGGAAAUCCACAUCACAAAAUGGAGGUCCUAGUCUAUUUGGUGCAAAGAUCACUGGUGGAGGUUCUGGUGGUUCGGUUUGUGUAAUUGGGAAAAAUUGCCUGAAAAGUAGUGAUGAGAUUUUUGAGAUUCAGAAAAGAUACAAAGCAGCCACUGGGUAUCUGCCGAUUGUUUUCGAGGGCUCAUCUCCUGGUGCUGGCAAAUUUGGAUACCUGAAGAUUCGAUGGCGGUCUACAUAAAAUCUGCCUCACUGCAAACAUUUGUCAAGAACCAUGGUAUAGGUUGUUCACAUCGAACGCGAUGACACAUCAGGCUACCAAUACGUCAAAGAUACUGGUGUAGUAAUGGUACAAUUUAUACAAUAAUGGCAACAAUCUGGCGUAGCCUUGCUGAGGAAGUGGCUGGCUUGCUCUGCAAUAUGUAAAAGCAUGAUUCUGAUCAAAUGGAAUGUCAAUAGGGCAAAUAAAAUACGUAGUACUAGUAGUGUAGUAGUAGUGGGUAACCACUUGAUUGGUCCUGGAACUUUCUAUAUGUAUGAAGUAGCUCAGUAGAUAUCUACCAAGAACAUUGCUGAAUUUGCGUGAUGUGUUCUAGUUUUUUCACCCAUGGUGCAGACAGAGACCAGCACAAGCUUGUGACAGAAUGUGAACUGAGUUUACUUAGCUUA